AUGGCGAUGCUGAUGGCGAAGCGAUCUCAGGCUGCAGAGAGCGAGGGAACUGCUGUCGGUGCUGCUCGCCAGGCGCCCAUGACGAGGAGCAAGAAAGCUGCAAAUGCGACGGACAAGCCAGCGACAAAGCGGACGAGCGCGCCCACUGACAAGUCAGCAAACGCUGCCAAGACCACGCCUGCCACCGGCAAUGCCAAGCAGAAGCGGAAGAAGGGGGAGGGGCCAGACACUUCGCCAAGUCCCCGUAAGCAGAGGAAUACUGCCAAGAAGACUGGCGAAGGAUCCAACGGGACGACGCGCGAGUUGGGCGCCGCGAGUGCAUCGGAGAACGAGGCGACGACUCGCGAUGAAGAGACGACUCCCCUGGUACCCAAGCACGCGCUCCGGUCCACGUGCUUGGCUCUACAAAAGAAGAUCGCAGACGAAAAGGGCGAGCGCCGGCAAGGCCCACGGCGCAAGGCAGAUGAUUUCUACUAG
This is a messenger RNA of Phytophthora sojae, 477 nucleotides long. RefSeq lists its product as hypothetical. The transcript has a single exon. NCBI's taxonomy places the organism in Eukaryota, Oomycota, Peronosporomycetes, Peronosporales, Peronosporaceae. Bases 1 to 477 code for a protein of 158 amino acids. The record is from RefSeq and is a predicted model, not a curated record.